AAAAUGUUUCGCUUAAUUGUUCUAUAUAAUAAGAUUUUCGUAGAUUUUCUAAAACAUUUAAUGUUUCAUUUUCAAGUAGUUACGAUGAAAAUAAUUGUGAUUAUUCUGUUAUUUUUAGUUCUAAAUGUUUAUUCAGAACAAUGUUCACCAGAUGGCUUAAAAUCGAUCGCCUUAACCGCUUGCAAGACUUACGAAGUUUGCACAAACUCGAUAAGCAAGAAAUAUAACUGUCCGAUAAAUUCAAUUUUCGACCAAAGAACUUUGAGAUGCAAAGCGGACUUUAUAUGUCCUGAAACUGAAACAUGUAAGAAUUCUUUGGAUUACCCCGACCCUAACUAUCCUAAAUCUCGUUAUUACAUCCGAUGCCACAAAAUUAACUCAGUCUUCAUUGUGUCUUAUUUACAAUGUGGCACAAAUGAAAUUUUUGAACCAUUUCGAAAUCGUUGUACCACUACCAAUUACCCCAUUCCAACGGAAAAUUGCGAAGAAGAAGGUGUUUUUGGAUUAUACCACUACGAUUGUACAACUUACAUGGUUUGUAAGCAAAUUGAUUCACAAUUUGAUAAGAAGAUGUAUCGAUGUCCAAUAGGAAGUUAUUUCGAUCCAUGGAAAAAAUUAUGUGCUGUUGGAUACGAAUGCAUGGAAUCAAAGUGUAAAAAAGAAAACGAUAAAGGUCUUGAUGUAAAUGACCCAACUAAAACUCAAUAUUAUAAGUGUGUUUAUGACGCAACGGGAAAAUUAAUUCCUUUGUACCUUUCUUGCGGUAGUAAUCAAGUUUUUCAUGAAACAUUACAAAAAUGUCAAAGUAAAUAAUUGUAGUUGAUGUGGAAAAUAACGUUGUUUAUCUAGACGUUUGAAUAAAAUACUUCACUAACAAUAAG
Molecule: messenger RNA, 881 nt
Organism: Onthophagus taurus
Lineage: Eukaryota; Metazoa; Arthropoda; Insecta; Coleoptera; Scarabaeidae
Source: RefSeq, a predicted model, not a curated record